AUGAAAUUGAAGCACCAAAAUCUAGAGUCAUUUACUGAUCGCUCUAAAAAUGCUAUGUAUAAAAGUUGGCAUAUUCCUAAUGAAAUAAUAACAGCUUACAAUGACCUAAUUCUUAAGACAUUCGUGCAUGAUAUUAAUGCUGCUAUAUCAUUUACUGAGUUCCCGGGUGAAACGAGUAAUAUACCUAGGUAAUAAAGAACAGUUAAUAUUUUUUUAGAGAUUUUUCCACUUUGGUCAAAACAAAUUGAGGUAAGAUGUUUUACAGUUUAUUGAAGAUAAAGAUUAUUGGAAGAUCAAUAGCAGAUACCAAUCCUACUACAAAAUCUUUUUUGUAUCCUAAGAAAUCAAAAUGUUAGUGUAAGUACUAUUACAAAGAAUUUUUUAAAUGAAUAAUUAUUUAAACUGAAAAGUUUUGACCUACAAGAUGAAUUGAGCGUCAUAACGCCGUCAUACAUUACCUACCAUGCAGUCCAUGAAUUUUACAACUGGCAAUUUUUUCUGCUUUCGAAGAAAUUUCUUUGAAGAAAGAUGUAGAUAGGUAAUUUAUCAGCAUCAAAUAAACUUAUUGUAUCAAUACACCAAUUUAAGUUUCAAAUAUCAAUGAUAAUAUUUACUGGUAAAACUGUUUUUAAUAUCAUUGUUAUUAAGCAAAUUUUUACAAACAGAAAAAUUAAAUGCAAAAAAUGUGGUUUCUUUUGUUGAAACUACACUAACUAGUAACUACUUUCAUUGAUAUUCGUUCAAAUGCUGAUAAAAAAUUGCAUAAAUUAAUUAAGUUGGUUGAGAAAAGUGCAAUACAUUAGAAAAUACUGUUUAUGUUCCCGGGAUAUCUGAUGUUUUUAAUGGGAAUUUUAAAUUUUUUAGAUUAUCUUGCAUCUUAAGGUAAUCUUAUCACUCAAAUUUAUCACACGUUCGUUCGGUAUUCUGUGUACCUUAGAUCAUAUACUAUAGAUUGUUAUUGACUAAAUAUUUGAAGAAAACAUAACUAAGGUGAGUUGGGACAAAUGGAAAUGCACAAAAUUAAUAUCACACGUAAUUAGUUGAAUUCAAGUAAUCUCAUGUGACGUAUCCACCUAAUGGUAUAGAUAUUCGACGAGUACUAAUACGCACGCGCAUUCACUUUAGCAAUCCCUAAUGAUGUUAAUGAAUGAUGACUUUAACUCGUAGUAUAGUAGUUGUUAUCUAUCUCAGUGUCUGUAUAUUAUCUUAUUAAUUCGUGGUAAGUGGUUUUAAAUGGUCCAAUUAUGACUGAUAAGAAGAGAAUGACCAUUGUAAAAGAACCGUGGUACGAAUAAUUAGUAAUUACCGUUGUUAUCAAUUAUUAUUAAUUUUUUUUUUAAAUUUAAUACAUACAUAUUAAAUAAAGUGAAUUUAUUUAUUAAUUAUUAACUAUAUUAAAUUCAUAGCGAAUAUUCUACCAUAAUUAUCUUAAUUUUUUGUAACUUAACCUAUACAUGCAAUUUGUUUCAUAAUUAGAAUCAAGUAGAUUUCAAAUAAUGGAUACAAACACCUAUUUUAGAUAUUUUGACUUGGAAUCGAUUGAUGUUACUUUGAAAUUCUGUCAGUAUGAGUAUGGUGAUGUCAACUGUGUAGUAUGGGAUGCAGCAAUAGUAUUGGCUAAAUACUUAGAAAAUUUGUUUGUACAAAAAAAAGAAACAUUUGAAUCUAAAACAGUGAUAGAACUUGGAUCAGGAUUAGGAUGUGUUGGUCUAACUGCUGCAUGUUUCGGGUAAAUGUAAUUUGUAAGUCAUAAAAUGCUUGUAAAAUUACAGUAUUACAGUAUUGAGUUUAAAAUACGCUGAUGGUAUUCUUAAAUAAAUAUUAUUUACUAAGGAAAAAAUGUAUCUUUUUGAUUAUUUUAUUAUUAUCUAAUAAAUACAUGAAGUGUAAACAUAUUUAGUUAACUCAAUACAUUAUUUUAAAGGUUUCAUAAAAUUAUUUAAAAAUACAUCUCCAUUGUUUUUAGUGAAAGAUAUCAUUGUUGUUGAAUUUAUUAUAUGUAUAGAUUCAAUAAAUACAAAUACUUGGAAGUUUAAUCUGGACAAUAUGUUACGAUUUAUUGAUGAACGAUUCUGAUAUAUUGUUAGUUAUCCUAUUCAAAAACGUGAAAACAAAAUUUCCCCAGGAUUAAUUGUCAGUGUAUAAAAUUAUGACAGGAGGCCGAUUGAUAGCAUACGUUUUUUUUGCGGGGACCAUUUGACCGUUUCCCAUUCUAAAAGGUUUUAAUAAAGUUCUAAUUUACAGACUAUAUUUGAGGUGCUUUAUUAAUCGAAAACUAAUGUAAUAUUUUUCAAUAUUUUAACAUUUUUUUCAAUACCCAAAAGACAUAGGAUGUAGUGUCAUUGAAAAUGGGUCUGAAAUAAAAAAAAUUGUGUCAUGUAUACACUUUUUGGAUAGAUAAUCAAACAAAUGUUAUAAACAUUAUUGUUAUCGGUAUUCCUUUCUCGCUACCACAAAGUCAGAUUUUAAUUCAUUAUUAUCACAAUAAUUUUUUUUUCAGAGGGAUUGUUACACUUACAGAUUUGUCGGAAAAUGUACAGCAAUUGAAACAAAAUAUUGACGAAAAUAAACAUUUUCUAAAAGGAAAAGCGCAAAGUAUUACACUUAAAUGGGGUACUACUUUUGAGUCUGAGCCAUUUGAUUUUUUAUUAAUGGCUGAUUGUAUUUAUUAUCCAGAAGUUAGUGUACUUAAAAUUGUUUAUAUUAUUGUUUGAUAAUCAUUAAAUUAAUAAAUAAUAUUAUUAUAAAAAGGUAAUAGAAGCACUGGUAAAAACAAUGAUAGAGUUGACAACUCCAAAUACAGUUAUAUUAAUUAGUCAAGAACUCAGGGAAACCGAAAAACAAAAGAACACAUGGAAAAUGUUUAUAGAUUUAUUGACAGAAUAUUUUACAUUAUCAUAUAUUCCAGAAGAAGAACAGCAUCCAAUUUAUAGAAGUUCUGACAUAGUCUUAAUAAAUGCAAAAAAAAAAAAAUAA
This is a messenger RNA of Cinara cedri, 2976 nucleotides long. Lineage: Eukaryota; Metazoa; Arthropoda; Insecta; Hemiptera; Aphididae. The record is from the annotation of a GenBank genome assembly.